Messenger RNA from Oryctolagus cuniculus (rabbit), 534 nucleotides. It is a transcript of the gene COX6A1, whose product is annotated as cytochrome c oxidase subunit 6A1. NCBI's taxonomy places the organism in Eukaryota, Metazoa, Chordata, Mammalia, Lagomorpha, Leporidae. Gene Ontology annotation, cellular component: mitochondrial inner membrane; respiratory chain complex IV. Gene Ontology annotation, biological process: mitochondrial electron transport, cytochrome c to oxygen. The record is from RefSeq and is marked provisional. Gene Ontology annotation, molecular function: enzyme regulator activity.
CCUACUUCCGCUUCCGGCGCUCGGGCGGUCCAGGAGGAAAAUGGCGGCGGCAGCUUGGUCCAGGGUUUCUCGGCUUCUAGGUCGGUCCCGCCUCCAGGUGGGGCGGCCUAUGUCGAGCGGCGCGCACGGCGAGGAGGGCUCAGCUCGCAUGUGGAAGGCCCUCACCUACUUCGUCGCGCUCCCCGGCGUGGGCGUGAGCAUGCUGAAUGUCUACCUGAAGUCGCACCACGAAGAGCACGAGAGACCCGAGUUCAUCGCCUACCCCCAUCUCCGCAUCAGGUCCAAGCCCUUUCCCUGGGGAGAUGGGAACCAUACUCUGUUCCAUAACCCUCAUGUGAAUCCACUUCCAACUGGCUACGAAGAUGAAUGACGAGAACCUGGACCCUCACAGGCACCGGGGACCACCACUCUGCAUGCGGACCACAGAAGUCUAUGGGACCUUAAGCUCACCUUCCUUACUUGUAUCAAAUGAUGACCAUUAUACUGAUCUUCCAUCUCUUUGCUUACGGCAGGAGAUGGCUUAAAUAAAUAACU